UUGACAGAAUUUGAGCGUCGUCUAUUCCUUGAUCUCCCAACCGAGGACCUAGAAACAUCCAACAUUCGUGCAGCAACCAUUCUCUCACGCGAACAGCUCAUCGAGAAAGCGAAAUCAAGCCGUCAACAAGAAUUUCUUGACGGGUGGGAAGGGGAAGCAUCUUAUGAGGUUACUUUCAAGAUUGGGAGUAUGGAAGGUGCGAAGCGUAACAUUGAGGCAAGAAGUCAGACGCUGCGCGCUGCAGCAAAUCUAGUCUUGCCGGAUGCCAAAGAAUGGAUUCAACAUCUGUAUCAACAAGAGAAGAAGAGUUGGGGAUUUAUAUGCCUUUACGAUGCCGCUGUUCAGAAAUUUAACCCACAACGACUUGAUCAUUUCGAGUGUACCAAGGAUGGGUUCUUCCGCCACGCACUCAUGUACAACGGGUCAAAAGACAUCAUUGACACAAAGUGGGGUUGGUUUCCUUACAAUGCGCCGAAUAAUAUCCUUGCACCAAUAACAAACCUCGAAAGCGACAAUGACUACCCAAAUGGUGUUAUACUUCGCAAAGCCUUUCAGGAAAUCUUGAGAGACCCGCAGGAAUACCAAAAAAGGGACGAUGUCACUCCCACAAUAACAUAUACAGGGCAUUUCAAGGACGGAAUUGCUAAAGCAGGAUUUCUCACGAACACUUUU
Messenger RNA from Hyaloscypha bicolor E, 672 nucleotides. RefSeq lists its product as uncharacterized. The transcript has 2 exons. NCBI's taxonomy places the organism in Eukaryota, Fungi, Ascomycota, Leotiomycetes, Helotiales, Hyaloscyphaceae. The annotation marks the transcript as partial. The record is from RefSeq and is a predicted model, not a curated record.